AUUGGAUAAAAUCGACGUCGAGGGGGCGCUGAUAUACGAGUUGGAAAAGAAACGAAUCGGUGAGACGUUAAUGGCGAGUUUUGAAUUUUUGUGAAUCGAAGUUGGAUUCUUUUUGACUAAGUAACCGAAUGAUUGGCUACGAAUCGAUGUAUUUAAAUCGUUAGGAGUGCUGGCUGUGGAAAGACGUCGUCAACCAUCCAAGUCGUGUGUUGUUUACUUGUAACGGUGAUUUUUAUAAUUUUAGAAUGGAUGAGGAGGACAUCACCAAAUUGUCGAUCGAAGACAGAUGUCAACAUAAGGUGUGGAAGGUCAGAGUUAAUGGCUAUGAAGAGGCAUCCAAGUUAUUUAAUAAUCAGCGCGAUGAAAAAAGUCCAGAAUUCCAAAAAUAUUUAGGUUUAGUCAAGAAAUUUGUCGUCGAUAAUAAUGUGGUGGCUCAGGAAAAGGGAUUGUGUGCCGUGUUGGCUUAUGUGGAAAAUGCGGCCUGCGCCGGUAGAACCUGUGGCGAGGUCAUGAACGGCAUCGUGACUAAAUGCAUGGGAGCUCCGAAGGCAAAGACUAAAGAAUUGGCACUUGACAUUCUAAUGAUGUAUAUAGAAAUAGAAAAACAAGAUGUAGUGCAAGAAGAACUAUUAAAGGGACUUGAAAAUAAAAAUCCGAAAAUAGUUUCCAGUUGCACAUUUGCUUUCAGAGAAAGUCUCAAAUGCUUUGGUUUGCAUGUCGUUAAUAUAAAGCCGUUAAUUAAAGUUCUACCGAAACUUUUUGAAGACAGAGAUAAGACCGUGAGGGAGGAAGCCAAGUUACUUAUGGUAGAAAUCUAUCGAUGGAUUAAAGAUGCCAUUAGACCUCAGCUGCAGUCGUUAAAGCCGGUUCAGAUAACUGAAUUGGAAGCGGAAUUUGAGAAAGUCGUCCGAGAUAAACCGGUGCCUACUCGUUUUCUUCGAUCUCAACAGGAAAUACAGGCGAAAGCUGCUCGGUCUGAAGAAAAGUCGGCAUUUGACGACGAGUGUGUGCCGGUUCGGCAAGAGAUCGAUCCGUUCGAUUUGAUCGAAGCCGUCGACAUAUUGUCGAAACUGCCAAAAGAUUUUUACGAAAGGUGCGAAGCGAAAAAGUGGCAGGAACGAAAGGAGGCCGUCGAACAACUAUUUCAGUUGACGUCGAAGCCGAAAUUGGAAGCCGGUGAUUAUAGUGACUUAGUUAAAGUACUUAAAAAAUUUAUAAGCAAAGACACCAAUGUGUUAGUUGUGGCUUUAGCGGGAAAAUGUUUGGCUGGAUUAGCAAAUGGACUUCGUAAAAAAUUUCAACCUUAUGCUGGCCAGUGUAUUCCGGUCAUCUUAGAAAAAUUUAAAGAAAAGAAACAAAAUGUGGUCCAAGCCCUUCGUGAAGCAAUUGAUGCCAUUUACGAAUCAGUAAGUCUCGAAUUUAUUCUAGAUGAUACUGUCAAUGCAUUAGAUAAUAAGAAUCCACAAAUAAGGGCUGAAACUGCAGCCUUUCUUGCAAGAUGUUAUUGUAAGUGUACACCAAUGAUUCUUUCUAAGAAACUAUUAAAACCUUUUUGUGUAUCACUUAUCAAAACUUUGAAUGAUACCGAUCCGUCUGUAAGAGAAGCUUCGGCCGAUGCUUUGGGAACGGCUUUGAAGGUUGUUGGAGAAAAAGCAAUGGCACCUUUUCUUCAGGAAGUAGAUUCAAUCAAAAUGGCUAAAGUGAAAGAAAGCUGUGAGAAAGCAGUAAUUGUUGCUCCUCAAGUUCCCAUUAAAGAAAGUAAACCGUUGGGUCCACCAAAAGUGCAGAAAGGACCGCGUAUAACUAUUCCCUCCGACAGUGGAAAAGACGAUAGUACUACUAUACCGACAUCAAAACGAAAUGAAUCCAUUUCAAGAAUUAAGAGUGCAACAUUUACUAAAAGUUCAAAAAAAGCCAUCAUGGCUAGGAAAAAUAUUACCGCUCCACCACCCUGUGAUGGUCAGAAAGAAGUUUUUAUGGAAAAAGAACUCAAUGAUGAUGAAGUAAUGAUGCAGGCUAGUGAGUUACUUGGAGAUGAAGUAAUAAAUGGAUUAGGAAAUACUAACUGGAAAGAGAGAUUAAGUGCAACAGAAAAAUUUCUGGAGAUAGUCCAGAAUAUGAAUAAAGAAAAUAUUCCAGCACAAGUCUUUAUAAAAAUUUUAGCUAAGAAACCUGGAUUUAAAGAAAAUAAUUUUCAGGUCUUAAAAUUAAGAUUUGAUUUAUUAAUAUACAUAACUGAAAAUGCAUCUGUAUCUAAAGUUACAGUAGAGACUUGUUUAUCUGAUAUAGUGGAUAAAAUUGGAGACCCAAAAAAUGGUUCAACUGCUGCAUUAGCAAUUACAACUUUUGCAGAAGCUACUAACUUAGAAUACAUUAGUCAGGAAGUUUUGCAGCAUGCUUUUUCUCAAAGAAAUCCAAAAAAUCAUUCCGAAGCUAUAUUGUGGUUAGCAAAUGCUAUCAAAGAAUUUGGCUUAAAAGUAAAUGUUAAGACUGUAAUAGAUUAUUUAAAGAAAGCUUUUGCUUCUACAAAUCAAACGGUGAGAAAUUCUGCACUUGUACUUCUUGGUUCAAUGUAUCUAUAUGUAGGAAAAUCAUUAAGAACAUUUUUUGAAGAUGAAAAACCAGCAUUAUUACAAUUAAUUGAUAAUGAAUUAACUAAACUUCAAGAUGCAAAACCUCCACCACCAACAAGAGGUUUAAAUUAUAAAAAUCUCAAUAAGGAAGAGAAUGAGAGAGAGGAACAAGCAGUGAUUCCUUCACAAGUCAAUUUGACUGAUAUCAUUCCAAGGACUGAUAUAAGUGAUCAGAUUACAUCCAGUUUACUAACUGAAUUGUCAGAUAAAAACUGGAAAGUACGAGGGGAAGCUUUACAAAAAUUAUCUACCAUUGUGAAUGAGGCUAAAUUCAUUACUCCUAAUUUGGGAGAUUUGCCUCAUGUUCUGAAAGCUCGUUUAACAGAUUCAAACAAGAAUCUUUCGAUUCAGUCUUUGAAUAUUUGUCAAAUGUUAGGAACUGCAAUGGGUCCUCACUGCGUGAAACAGUUGCGUAAUUUUGCACCAGGAAUGCUUGCAGCUUUUGGCGAUAACAAAACGACAGUUAGAAAUGCUGCUAUUUCUUGUUUGAAUACUUGGAUGGAACAUUGUAAUUUAGCUAUGCUUUUUGAAGGAGAGACAGUAAGUGAUGCUCUUCGCAAUGAAAAUCCAUAUUUAAGAAUUGAAUUACUUGGGUGGUUAUCGGAAAAGCUUCCUGAAGCCAAAUCUUUGCCAAAUGCAGAAUUAACUCUUUGCAUACCUUAUAUUCUUUCCAGUUUGGAAGAUCGUAAUGGGGAAGUGAGAAAAAAAGCUCAAGAAAGUCUUUUACCCUUUAUGAUUCAUGUUGGUUUUGAAGCUAUGUCUCGGGCUGCUGGAAAAUUAAAACCGGCAUCGAAAAAUACUGUGAUGGCACAGUUAGAAAAAGUUCGUACUGCUUUGCCAGCUAAGCCAGUUUCCAAGCCUAAGAUAGGAGUGCCAAAAAUUUCAAAUACAUCACCACCCUGCAAUCAGUCAGUUUCUCCAAUUAAUUCCACAGAAAAUUUGGCAGAAGAAAAUGUCGUAGUCACAGGAAAAGGCAGACUUAACAGAAGUACUUCAAAAUCCAAAUUAGCAUUAAAAGCAGCUAAUACAGCCAAUGUGAAAAGUAACAAAAAAGAACAAGAAGAAGAUACUUCACCUGCACUUGUUGCAAAUAAUUUAAAAGAUCAACGUAUGAAUGAUGAAAGAGCAUUAAAAGUCCUGAAGUGGAAUUUUACUACUCCAAGAGAAGAAUUCUAUCAACAGCUAAAAGAUCAAAUGACAGCAGCUAAUUGGGGUAGGACUCUUUUAGUUAAUUGUUUUCAUAAUGAUUUCAAAUAUCACAUAAAAGCUAUUGAUACUCUUAAUGAAUGUUUAUCUGGAAGCACAGAUGCCACUGUAGCAAAUUUAGAUCUCAUUUUGAAGUGGCUUGCUUUAAGAUUUUUUGAUACCAAUCCCAGUGUUAUUAUUCGUGGAUUAGAAUAUCUACAGCAAUUAUUUAAUUCACUCGUUAACUUGGGGUAUCGUAUUCUGGAGCUUGAAGCUGUGUCCUUUGUGCCGUACCUCAUUUUAAAAAUGGGUGAUCCAAAAGAUACUGUCCGGAAAGGUGUUAGAGAAAUUUUAAAAUUAAUGUGCCAAAUUUAUCCUUCGAGUAAAAUAUUUUCCUACAUCAUGCAAGGUUUGUCAACAAAAAAUUCAAGACAGAGAACUGAAUGUUUGGAGGAACUGGGUUUCAUGAUUGAAAGCUAUGGAAUGGCUGUGUGCCAACCAUCUCCUGCCGCUGCACUAAAGGAGAUAGCCAGACAUAUUGCCGAUAGAGAUAACGGUGUUCGAAAUGCAUCGCUAAACUGUGUUGUUCAAGCUUACUUCUUGGAGGGAGAAAAAGUAUAUAAAUUUGUGGGACAAUUAUCAGAUAAAGACAUGAGUUUAUUAGAAGAACGAAUCAAGCGUUCUAGAUUACGUGGUACUUCCAAUUCAAGAGAAAAUCAGAGAGAUGGUAAUUCUACUUCACCACAGACAAACAAAAUUAGUCCACCAACUCAACAGCCAGCUGUUAAUGCAGAAUCUCAAAAUGAAGCUAUUUUGAGAACAACUGGAAAAGGAAGAAUUCCACGCCCACGUUCAACAGGACCAUUUAGUUUAGAAGUAGAUGAUAUCGAACAAAUGUUUAAACCAAAACAAGUAGAAAGCAAACUGCCAGAACCUGUUGAAAUAAAUGCAGAAGAAAUAUUAAAUCUGCCAGAUAUUCAGCUACCUCAAACAAGAUUAAGACCACCUGCAUCAGCUGUGAAACUUCUGAACAGCUCAGCCGAAGCCACCGUGGCAUUGAACUUAGUGAUGGCUCAGCUAGCUGCCCAGGAGAUUCCAGUAGUAGUUGAAGCUUUUGCCCAAGUUGAAGAAGUAUUAAGACAAGAAGACAAGGCUGAAGCAGUACUAGGCUCAAGAGUAGAUCAACUGUUACUAAUGGGGGCUCUUCAAUAUCGUUUGGCUCAUAACAAACACAUGGCUGAUGAAAACAUAUGCAAGGCAGAUGUGAUUCGUCUAUAUCGAUGUGUGUCAAUGACACUACUGUCACUUUUCGAUCAUAAAACACUAGCAAAACGUGCCAGUCGGGAUGUUCUACGUGAUCUCAUUCCACAUUUAAUUACUGUUAUGUUGGAUACACGUUUAAAUGAGUUACAAGAAGGUCCACAGGUUGUGAGAGCUAUCAAUGUACUUACUGUACAUAUUCUCCAACGUUCUAAUCCAACUCACGUUAUGAGUGCUUUAAUCAAACUGUUACAUGAUUGUGUUGGUAGUUUGAAUGCUUCAGAAAGAUUUACAGAGUUGGUAAUGAAAUGCUUAUGGAAAAUGUUAAGAAUGAUGGGUAAUUAUAUUGAUGAAUUGAAUGUUGAUCGUAUAUUGCUAGAUCUCCACGUAUUUUUGAAAACCUACCCAUCGUCAUAUUGGAGGGACAGACCAUCAGAUACUCCAAUCAGAACUGUGAAAACAGUUUUGUACACAUUAGUUAAAUAUAAAGGAGAAGACAUUACAAAACAUCUGAUGUUAAUCCCUAAUCGUCAAGAUUCUGAUUUAGUUAUUUAUUUACAGAAGUUAAUUUACAUGAGAAAAGAUGGGGAUUUGAAGACUGGCUCAGGAACAAAGACAAGUUCCUCUUCACACUUUGAUAACCAACCAGAAACUGGAACAGGAGGUUCAAAAAAGAGUAAAAAUUCUCCAAUGCGAUUGUCAAAGUCUACUCAUGAAUCCUUAGCAGAAAUUUUCAAAAAAAUAGGUUCCAAAGAACAUACUAAGGAAGGUUUAAUGGAAUUAUAUGAAUUUCGACAGAAACAUCCUCAGGCAGAUAUAGAGCCAUUCCUUCAGAGAUCAUCUGAAUUUUUUCAAGAUUAUAUCCGUAAAGGAUUAGAGACAAUAGAUCAAGAAAGAGGAUCACACAAAACAGAGGCUGCUGCUACUACUUCACCAUCUCCAUUUGCCUUUUCUGAUUUACAGAAUGCAAAAACUGUAAUGACAUCUACGCCAACUAGUAAAGAAAAUCAAACUGCGGGAAACAAUAAAACUCGAAAUAAUUCUAAUACAAAUAACUGGUCUCAGAAUUUUCCACCCGUACCACCCGAUUCGGAAGACACCACACCGAUGGACUGGAUCGAAUGGCUGAAAUCUGUCGCUGCACACUUGGGUCAAGAUAGUUCAAAGUAUGACGAUCCCACUUUACUACAGAGAAUUACAGAAACGCCUUUUCAACAGACCGAAUCGGGCAUCAUGUCUGAAGAAGAAAUGAAGUACAUCCAAAACGGUGUUGAAGAACUGAAAGCGAUGUUAGAGAACUUCAAACAGCAGUACUAUAAGGAAAUGUGCGUAAACUAAACAUAGUUGGAGGUGUUAAUUCUGUGAUGGUCUUCCCAAAGAAAUGUAAUCUUCCGUGCUGUGCACUAAUGCGUAAUUUUGCAUAAAUAACUAGUAAUCUUGUGUAACGUCUUUUUAUUUUCAUUUUAUAGGCUGUAAGAUGAUUUAAAUGUGUAGCUGGUUUUAAGCUUAUCACAAUGUCUUAAUGUGCUGUGAUUAUAACAUUUGAAAGUACAUUUGCAACAGAUAUUUGUUUUGUACAAUAAUGUGAUUAAAGUAUUUUCAGUCCUAUAA
Centruroides sculpturatus (bark scorpion) is the source of this 6689-nucleotide messenger RNA. It is a transcript of the gene msps, whose product is annotated as cytoskeleton-associated protein 5-like. The coding region runs from base 246 to 6416 and encodes 2056 amino acids. NCBI's taxonomy places the organism in Eukaryota, Metazoa, Arthropoda, Arachnida, Scorpiones, Buthidae. The record is from RefSeq and is a predicted model, not a curated record. Gene Ontology annotation, molecular function: microtubule plus end polymerase activity; microtubule plus-end binding. Gene Ontology annotation, biological process: microtubule polymerization; mitotic spindle organization; establishment or maintenance of microtubule cytoskeleton polarity. The transcript has a single exon. Gene Ontology annotation, cellular component: kinetochore; microtubule plus-end; centrosome.